Messenger RNA from Hydractinia symbiolongicarpus, 2655 nucleotides. RefSeq lists its product as uncharacterized. The transcript is spliced from 3 exons. The coding region runs from base 1 to 2655 and encodes 884 amino acids. The record is from RefSeq and is a predicted model, not a curated record. Lineage: Eukaryota; Metazoa; Cnidaria; Hydrozoa; Anthoathecata; Hydractiniidae. Gene Ontology annotation, molecular function: zinc ion binding; nucleic acid binding.
AUGGAGCUAUUUAGAAAAGAGCUUCAAAACUACGUGGCGAUGAAAGAAGACACAGAGUACCAAUUUCAAUUGAGCAAACGACCUUCAGAAGAAGAACCUCGUCGCAAGCACAAUAACAAUUCCUACAGAGGUGAUUUAUCAAUCUCAACUGGCCAUUCACUCCUAUCAAAUGGGAGACGAAACAAUAGACGAAAGAAUACCUGCAUUUUCUGCGAAGAAACCCACUGGAGCGACGAAUGUCCGAAGUACACCACUAUAUCAGCCAGAAAAGAAAUAAUCAAAGGGCGCUGUUUUUCUUGCUUUAGCCCGAAUCACCAAUCAAAGGAAUGCAAAAAGAUGACAUCAUGUUAUCAUUGUGGAGAAUCAAGGCGGGAUCAUCGAAGUUUGUGUCCUCAGAAGUUUCCGUCGAAAGUCGAGUUAAGUAAUGAAGGAACGUUGCAACAAAGAGAAAGUGCGUCUAAUCCUACAAACGCAACAUUCAUGGAAACAAGAAUUUUACUUGACUGUGGUAGCAAUCGUACAUACAUAACAAAGGAACUUUCAGAGAAAUUACAGCUGAAAGAGAUUGACAAAGAAACUGUAACUACGUACACUUUUGGCUGCAAGAAACCGAAAAGCUUCUUGUCAACCUUAGUAGAAUUAAAUCUUCAGAAGAAUGAUGGAAAGCCGUUACUAAUCAAAGCACGAGUUGUUCCACAUAUAACUGGGACGGUUGAAAGAACCCCCAUCGACAUAACUCGAAGAAGAAAAUUGGAAAGUAAUUUUGAGCUAUCUGACACCCUACCUACGACCCUACAGACGUCAACCCUUGGCUUACUCAUUGGAAAUGACCACUAUCAUGACAUUGUACUACCAGAAAGGAAGAAAGUCGAUAAUGGUUUGUGUCUUAUCAACUCUUUGUUUGGUUGGAUCCUUAGUGGUAGAAUUUCAGAGAAUGAGAAGCACACCAGUGAUGUGUCUAUGUUUGUGAUGACACAUACUACAGCUGAUCAAUCAUUUGCAGAGAUACAAAAGAUGAAACCUCUAGAUGAAUGCGAAAACCUUGAACCUGAUAUUGAAGCAUUAUGGAGCUUAGAAACUAUUGGUAUAGACACCAAGAACAAAUCAGAGAGCAACGUAUUACAAGCGUUCAAAGAAACAGUCAAAAUGGAAAACGGAAGAUAUCAAGUUUCAUGGCCUUGGAAGGAAGAUGAACCUAAUAUACCAGAUAAUUAUGAACUAUGGGCCCCAAAAGAAUAUCAAGGAAGAGUCCACUACAUCCCUCACCAUGUCGUCGAAAACCCUGAGAAAGAUAAGAUUCGGAUAGUUUAUGACGCGUCAGCCAAGACGAAAAAGAGCAACCAGUCCUUAAACGAAUGUCUUCAUCGAGGACCAGUGAUAUUAGAAGAUCUUGCAGGGCUACUAAUGAGGUUCAGAACCAAGAAGAUUGGAUUGAUUGCCGACAUUGAAAAAGCAUUUCUGCAAAUUAGUAUACAGCCUCAAGAUCGCGAUGUUACAAGACUCCUAUGGCUAAAAGACAUCAACCGUCCACCAACUAAGGAAAAUCUUGAAGAAUACCGCUUUACCCGAGUACCAUUUGGCAUCAUCUCAAGUCCAUUCUUACUCGCAGUAACCGUGCAAAAUCAUUUGGAACAGAAUAGCACACCAGAAGCACUUCAGAUAAAGGAUGAUAUCUAUGUCGAUAACCUUAUCACUGGAAAAGACGAUCAAGAAGAAGCAAAGCUAUUCUACCACAAAGCAAAAGAAAUCUUUAACGAUGCCAACAUGAAUUUACGAGAUUGGAAGUCAAAUAGUGAAGAGUUUAAUGAAAGUCUACCAUUAGAAGAUAAAAUACUGGAAGAAAAUACGAAGGUGCUCGGCAUGACUUGGAAAUCGAUAAGAGACACCCUGCACAUAGCAACACAGCGAUUCAACGCUCUAGAGGCAGCUUCAUCUAAACGACAAGUAUUGACUACAAUUGCAUCUAUAUUUGACCCACUUGGGUAUUUGUCACCAGCAACGAUUGAAAUGAAAUUAUUUUUGCAAAGACUUUGGAUACAUGGACACAAGUGGGAUGUCGAGUUAGAUAACUCUCUAAAAGACGAAUGGAAGGCAAUUAUUACUAAAACUAAAAACCUUGCAGAUAUUGCUAUACCAAGAUACGUUGGAAGUGAAAAUUUAGAGCUAAUUUGCUUCUGUGAUGCAUCCAGAAAAGCUUACGCUACAACAAUCUACCUUCGAUCAAUCAAAGACGGAACGACAGUGGUCAACCUAGUAUUUGCAAAGUCAAGAGUUGCUCCAAAGAAAGAAUUGACUAUACCACGUCUUGAACUACUUUCAGUUUUGAUUGGAUGUCGAAGCCUUGAGUUUGUUAAACGGCAGUUGAAGAUCCAAACAAUCAAAUGCAUCUUGUGGACUGAUUCGAUGUGUGUACUUUCAUGGAUCAAGGGCACAAAAACGAGUUCAGUCUUUGUCAAUAACAGAAUAUCAGAGAUCAAACAAUUGCCGAACACCACAAUCAAAUACAUUUUUGCUGCUUUUCGUUUUGGUCGUGAAUUCGAAUUUCUUCUGCGAUUAUUUUCCUGUUCGUUCAGCGGUGUAGCGCCGGAAUUUUCUUUUGAGUGUUCUUCAACGUUGCUGAUCUCUUCGUCGUUUGUUUCAAGCGGGUAUAGAUGA